Xyrauchen texanus (razorback sucker) is the source of this 2241-nucleotide messenger RNA. RefSeq names its product smoothelin-like. The transcript has 8 exons. Bases 109 to 903 code for a protein of 264 amino acids. Gene Ontology annotation, biological process: actin cytoskeleton organization. Gene Ontology annotation, cellular component: microtubule organizing center; filamentous actin. Gene Ontology annotation, molecular function: protein binding. Lineage: Eukaryota; Metazoa; Chordata; Actinopteri; Cypriniformes; Catostomidae. The record is from RefSeq and is a predicted model, not a curated record.
GUUAAGACCUGUACACUAUCCCACAGUACAGUAUUCGAGAUCAGACCACAGGACCAGUUCUUCGCCAACAUCCACAGUGGUGAUAGGUGCAGAUAGCUGUGUCUAAAGAUGGAGGGAGAGAGCAGAACACUAGAACCAGGUACUGAAAAGCAACCGGCAAGCAUGGGUCCACUGACAGCCCAACAACUGGCAGCUAUAGAGGAUGAAGAAAUCCUCAAUAAUAUGCUAGAUAAGGCUGUGGAUUACGAGGAGAGGAAACUGAUCCGGGCUGCCAUGAUAGAACUGCUCAAGAGGAAGAGGGAACGGAGAGAUCAGGAGCGGGCAGCCCGAAUGGAGCACUUGCGUCAGCAGGGCAGCGGAGGCAAGACAGCUGCUGGACUAAAAAGGGACCAGAAACCUGCUAAUUGCCCGAGUGCCACGCAGUACAAUGCACACCAGACAGCUCAGGCAAAAACGUUUUCACGACCAACCUCUAGUUUGUCUCCGAAAACUGUGGGCAGGGUUAAAGUGCAGCGUGGCUCCGCAGCCGGUGGCCCGAACACCAAAGAUGUCAAACAGAUGCUGCUGGACUGGUGCCGGGCCAAGACUGAACCAUAUGAGGGUGUGAAAAUCCACAAUUUCUCUUCUAGCUGGGCAGACGGUCUGGCAUUCUGUGCCCUGGUUCACAGGUUCUUCCCAGAGGGCUUUGAAUAUGGCACCCUCGACCCUUAUGACCGCAGGGCCAACUUUGAGAAGGCAUUCAAGACUGCCGAGAGACUAGCUGAUUGCACUCCCCUCCUGGACGUUGAUGACCUAAUGCAAAUGCGAGAGCCCGAUUGGAAGUGUGUGUACACGUACAUCCAGGAGUUCUACCGCUGCCUUGUAGAAAAAGGCCUUGUCAAGACCAAAACAAAGACACCAUAAGUGCAUAUAUUUGUGCACAUUUUCACUGACCAAAUAACUAUAACAGGCACAUAACAUGGUGCACAUGUGACCCAACCAAGGGCGUAGAUUUGGCUUGAAAUUUGGCUUGGGGGGGGGGUAACACAAAAUAUAUGUAAUAUAACAACUUACAUCAACACAGUGAAGCAAAUGAACAGGGGUACUUCAACUAAAUGGCGCACUAAUCAGAAUAUGCGUAAUUUGCGUUGCGUAACUUGUGUUGUGAAUACACCAUAAGAAACACACUACACGCAAUAUCCUUUCACAGAAAAUGAAUAUGUUUCUAAAGCAGGAAGAAUUCAGAGUAAAGUAGGAAAACUUCUAAAAAGUAGCUAAUUCUUCAGUCUAUUCAAUAUAAUUUUAGAAGCUCAGUUUUUUCACAACAAGGACAGUAGGCAACGAAUAGUUAUAUGUUUGAUACAUUAUUAAAUUAGAAAAUGUUUAUGGAUUUUUUCCCUAAAUGUUUGAAUAAUUGAUUAAAGUUUGGUUUGUUACAGUUUGACACACUUUUUUGUCCAUUUUGCACAUCGUCAUCAACUAAAGGUUUUAUUUUCGUUGACUAAACUUUUAUGUAAUUUUCGUCAGACUAAAAUGGACUAAAACUAUUGAAUAUGAAAUUUUUAAAGGACAUUUUCGUCAAAAGACUAAAACUAUGACUAAAACAAAAAACUGUGAAAAAUAACACUGUGGGUGGGGGUUACCCCAGCCCCCCACACCCGGAAUCUACGUCCCUGGACCCAACAGAUAAGACUCUUCAUUAGAAACUGCUGUGUUACAAUUUUUUUUCCAUCUAAAUUCGAACCCAAUGUGUUGAAUUCCAAACAAGAAUUCCAUCCAGCGAAAGUUUAUGCCCCGAAAAACACCUGCGUUGUGCCUUUGAUGUCACACCCCUUUGAUUUGUGGCUAGUGAGAUUUAUACUGUACCACAUUUGCAAAGAAAUAAGUGAAAGAACACAAUGUUUGACUCAGUACUGUUAGGCUUAGGUUUAGGGGUUGGGUUAGGAGGAUAUUAAAGGAAUGUUCCAGGUUCAAUACAAGUUCAGCUCAGUCGACAGGCUUUGUGGUAUAAUGUUGAUUACCACAAAAAUGUAUUUCGACUCAUCCCUCUGUUGUUUAAAAGUGCUCUAAGCUAUUUUUUUUAUGGAAAGGUAUGCAAAGAAAUGUCAUACUCCCUGAAAGAUAUCACUGAAAUGAGUGUCAUGAGAUAUCUCACUGGUCUCUGUGGCAACUAUAGACUCAGUAAACAGCAAACAAAAGGUUAUCUGCGGGCUCUGACUCUUUCUUCCUGUCAAUAAUGUUUUGCUUUCUCAUAGUAUUGUA